Rosa rugosa (rugosa rose) is the source of this 3647-nucleotide messenger RNA. RefSeq lists its product as uncharacterized. The record is from RefSeq and is a predicted model, not a curated record. The transcript has 2 exons. NCBI's taxonomy places the organism in Eukaryota, Viridiplantae, Streptophyta, Magnoliopsida, Rosales, Rosaceae. Bases 1501 to 2649 code for a protein of 382 amino acids.
AGGUGCUCAAAAGAUGUAGUACAUGCAUAGUGUUUUGUACUACAAAGUGUAUGUGUACUACAAUAACAUGGUGAUGCAUGCUCUAUAAAUUCGAUCAAUAGGCAGUUUUCAUUAGUUCACCACACUCAAGCUUCACCUACUCAAUCGGAUUAGAUAAGCUUCGAUCCAUUCUGAAUAGGUUCUGUUCAUGUGCUCUGCAAUUGGCCGAAAAUAAAGAAAAUAAGCGGAAUUGCAGAAAUGAGUGAAAAUGAUGCGAGAUUGGAGCAAAUUGGAGUUUCCGACAAAAUGACGAAAUAGUCAAUGCGGGUCAACCUUGAUCAACACUAUCAAGAGAGCGGAAUCUAAUCACCUUCGAUAAUAUGUUAUGGAAGUGCAUUGAGAAGAGAGAAGAAAGAAGAAAGAAGGAAGAAAAAAGAAAAUUGAGGAAAAGAAAGAAAAGGAAAAGAAAAAAAUAAAGAAAGAAAAGAAUUAUGACGUCAUGAUGGCAUCAUCAUGCAAUCAUCCUUUAAUCAUCUGAGCCAUUCCUUUUCUUUUCCUCACGUGCACUGCACGACCCAUCCAUUUCUUCAAUUGCUGCCACUCUUCCCAGCCACAUAUAGAAUUAUCCCAUUCCAAUUAUCAUUCAUUCUUCCUCUUCUCCCAGCAGACCACCACGACCUUUCCAACUCCCAAUUUCCAUUUUCUCUUCCUCUUCACCUCACCUCACCUCACCACAAAAUUCCUCCUUCUCAUCUUUUCUUCAUCUCACCAAGAUUCUCCUCACUAAUUUCUUCUCCUCACCAAGAUCAACUUCACCAAAAUUCCAUCUUCUCAUGCCCUAGCCCAAAUUUUAUGUAAAGGAUGCCUAUUUUAAUGUCAUGAUGCAAUUUAAUUUGAUGGAUGCUUAUAUCAAUUUUUGUUGGGUUGAAAUGCAUGUUUAGGAACCUAGUCAACUCUAGGUUAUGUAUUUUUGAGCAUGUCGAGGAUGGAGUUAGAGGCUUGACCCCCUCUAAUUCCUAAGCUAGAACCCUCAAUUUGGUAUUGUAAGGGUUAUAAGCAUGGUGAUUACACCUGCCGCGUGAUUGCGCGGGUAAAUCGCUUAGUGGUCUAAUUCUUGAGCUUUAUGCCAAUUAGAGCGAGUUAGAGACCAUUGAACCGGCUCUAACCAUCUCUAAUUGAGUUUAUGUGACCCUUGAACCGGCACAUUAAGAUCGUAAUUAAGAAUAUAUGGUCCUUGAGCCUUGAACCGCCUUGGAUACGACUACCGCCUAAUCAAGAAUUUUGCAUCUACAUUAGAUUAGCUUCCAGCACAUAGGAUUUGGGUGAAGGAACCUCCCUAGCACCCAACACUCUCUUGUCUUGAAUUUUUCGCAAACUACUUUAGCAUUGCAUUUUUCAUUUUUAGCAAUUUUUCUAUUUUCGGUUCUUAAAUUUAGUUUAAGUCUUCACAAUUAAAAAUCACAAUUUUCGGAUACUUGUUGCUAGGAUAAUAGUCAAGAGAGGCCUUACACUCAUGUGAAGAUGUUUGAAGAAGUAUGUGGUACAUUACAAUUGGGAGGACUUACACCGGAUAGCUUGAAGAUGCGUCUUUUUCCCUUUUCACUUCAAGAUCGGGCAAGAGAAUGGUUACAUAGACUACCUCCCACGAGUAUACGAUCAUGGCGUCAACUUCAAGAAGAGUUUUUGAAUGCAUUUUUUCCUCCCCACCGGACUACAAGUAUGAGAGAUGAUAUCUUGAGGUUUAUUCAAUUUGAUGGAGAGACUUUGCAUGAGGCAUGGGAGAGAUUCAAGGACAUUGACCUUGGAUGCCCUCACCAUGGCCUAGAUAAGUGGUUACUUAUUGAUUCAUUCCAUAGAGGCUUGCUACCGGAAUCUAGAAGACGUGUGGACAAUGCCGCACUUGGAAGCAUAGAAAAUAAGCAUGCUACGGAACCUUGGGGUAUCAUUGAGGACUUAUCUAAGCAAAGUGCAAGGUGGGACUCUCAUGACCGAAGAAGAAGACCAAGAGAUGAAUUUGAGAAGCCAAGGAGCCGUGAAUUGUAUGAUGAACAUAAGAGUCGAGAUUCCUAUGAUGAGCCUAAGAGAGGCCGUGACACCCUUGAUGAUUCAAGGAGGAGCCGUGAGUUGUACGAUGAGCCACAGACUCGUGAACAUGGUGUUGAUAAUGUUAGAGGUCAUGAAUCUUUACCUAGAGGCUGUGGGAUUUAUGAAGUGUCUAUGCCAAGUGAUGGAAUUAUGAAUUCAAAGUUAGAGAGACUUGAGAAGAAGAUGGAGCAACUACUUGAGAGGCAAGACCGUGAGCCACACAUUUCACAAGUCAAGGCCAUGAAUUCUACUCUUUCUACUUGUCUUUUAUGUGAGUCUCCUAGCCAUGUUACUCAAGAAUGGCAUUUAGCACAUCAAUAUCCCGAUUUUGUGGAGGAGCAAGCAAGGGUAAUAAAUAAUUUUCAAGGAAGGCAACAAAAGAAUGACCCCUACUCUCCAACAUAUAAUCCGGGGUGGAGGAAUCACCCCAAUUUUUCAUGGGGAGGCAACCAAGGUGGAUCAAGUUCACAAGGUGGUGGUUCUUAUAGUCAUCAAGGGCAAGGAGGUUCUAGCUAUAUUCAAAGAGGCCCUAGUGGCUCAAGUUUUGUACCUUGGUCAAGGAGGCUACUAUGGUGCAUCGCAUAGCCAAAAUGGCUCAAGUACUUCAUCUUCUGGCCCUCACAACAAUCAAGGGCAGAUUUCACCUAUGCAUCGUACACAUGGGAAUGUCACUUAUCUUUAUGGUUCGAAUGUUCAAAGUGGUCCUCCCGGGUUUGUGCAAGGUGGUGGCUAUGGAAACAACAAGUUUCAAGGUGGUUCUAGUGCUUUUCAUGGAGGCAACCAAGGCGGGAAUUACAAUCAUACAUCUAUCCCAUUCCAAUUAUCAAAAACCAAAACCCCAAUCCAUCGAAGAGAGAGAGAGAGAAAGAGAAUGCGGGAGGGGAGAGAGAGAGUUACCGGCUGGAUAGGUUGAUUUCUGACCUACCACAGUAACUUUCCAUAUAUAUAUAAAGUUACCAUAAACAAUAACUUUACCUUUUCGCUUAUACCUUUUGCAUAUGAACUCCGAUUUUUGCGUACCACAUGUUCACGAACUCGGUUUAACGUCCUCUACAACUUCCGUGAAGAAAAUUUUCUCAAAAACUUACCGGAACAAAAAGUCAACUUUUAAGGCCCCCUAAAAGAUUGAAACGGAGUCAAAAGUAAAAGUAAAUGUCGUUUACCAUUUGAAAGACUAGUAAACCGGUAACUUGCGAUCCGGGACGUAACACAUACAAACAAACACACACAUGAACACUUCUGUGUGUGUAGACCCGUUCUAAAGAGGACCUCCUUACUUGAAGAAUUUGAGGAUUUUUAUUUUAUUUUACAUAAGUAUAUGACCUAAUUCAAUGAUCUCAACAGUUGAUCCUUUAGAUUCCUAUGCAAGAAUGAUGUCUACAAAAAAUCAACAAAAUCCAUAAUCAUUUGGUCAUUCAAAAUUGUGUAAACAAAUGUAAACCGUUAGAUAAAAUAAAAAUAAAAAUUGUGCUAAAAAAUGGUUAAACGUUUUCCGAUUUGGCUAAUUUUUUGUAGAAUUCAUAUGUAUGUAGGUAACUAAAGAAUGAGUGGUUGUGUUUAUUAAAAUACAUCCUAAAAAUAAA